AAGUCUCUCUAUAGCUAUCUCUCUCGUUUUCAAUUGAUAACAACUAAAUUCAUGUAUUUUCACAGUUUCUUCCAAAAUUGAAGAUUCUUGAUCUCCGUCACUCUCGUGAUCUCAUUAGAACCCCAGACUUCUCGGGUCUCCCAGCCCUUGAAAAGCUAAUACUUGAAGACUGCAUCCGUUUGGUUCAAAUUCACGAAUCUAUUGGUGAUUUACAAAGACUGUUGAUCUUAAAUCUAAGAAAUUGUACAAGUCUUAUGGAGCUUCCAGAAGAAAUGAGUAGAAUGAAUUCACUUCAAGAGCUGGUUUUAGAUAGUUGCUCAAAUCUUAACGGCCUGAAUAUGGAGUUAGAGCAUCAUCAGGGGCGCAAGUUGCUUCAAAGUGAUGGAAUUGUUGCAAGUACAUCAUUCAUUACAUCUCUUCCAUUGAAGCUAUUCUUUCCCUCUAGGUUUUCAACGAGGAAAAUGUUGAGAUUUACCUCGUUUUCACUGCCACGCUUCUUGGAGAGUCUAGAUUUAAGUGGAACUCCAAUUCGUUUUCUUCCAGAAAGCAUCAAGGAUCUUGUUCUACUCAGACACCUAAAUUUAAGAAAUUGCAAAAUGCUUGAGGCAGUCCCAGAGUUUCCAUCCCAUUUGGAUUCGUUAGAUGUGUCCCUUUGCUAUUCACUGCAAAAACUUGCAAAUCCAAACAGUUGGACGACUGAAGGUUGUGAUCACUUAGUCGAGCUCCAAGAUCGGAUAAAGCAAGAAUUAAUCCAAAAGUUUAACUCUCACAUGUUCAGAAUAAUGGAAACGGUUUGUGCUCAAAUACAACAGACAUUGAGAUUUCAGAUAGCAUUUAUGGAUGGCAUAUUCAACGUUGUCGUAUCUGUAUUUGAUAAAGAUGAGAUGUUAAGGAGGUUUUAUGAGGAAGAAGAAGAGGAUAAAUGGCUAAUUCAGAAUGAGUUUGUAGGUAACUUUUCACUCAAAAUAUCCUCAUCACCUCCUGCGCACCGGAUAUGGGGCUUUAAUCUGUUCAUAAGUUGUGUGACGUCAGCAUACCGUGGCUUUAGUAAUGUUUAUAUUGAAAUCAGAAACAAUACCAGUGGUCGAUCCUUGCUUUGUCAAGCCUUUGUCUUCCCUAUGAGAUACAAGCGUGAUGUUCGUGAAAUCCAAUCGCUAUUGCACACGAAAUUAGGGGGCAAUGAUCCUACAUUUGAUAAUGGUGAUGACGUGAGUAUUUCAGUGCGUUCACAUGAUCCAGCUAUCCAAAUAAGGACCGUUGGUGUACAAUGGUUGCAUGAAGAGGAAGGAAAGGAUGAAGUUAUCAAUGCCCACAACAGUAGCGAUGAUGAUGAUGAUGCAGCACACGUAGCCAAAGUAGAAAUAGCUUCUCAUAUAGUUAGAAAUUAUAAUUGUUCUUUCCAUUGUAAACACAGGGCUCGCAGUAGCACUGUUUGGAAUUUUGCAAAGAAGGGUCUAGAACUUGUAUUCUCUUAGGCUUCAUUAA
Molecule: messenger RNA, 1485 nt
Organism: Populus trichocarpa (black cottonwood)
Lineage: Eukaryota; Viridiplantae; Streptophyta; Magnoliopsida; Malpighiales; Salicaceae
Exons: 2
Coding region: 255-1475 (406 amino acids)
Source: RefSeq, a predicted model, not a curated record